AUGGAUUUAGAAGUAAUAAAUUCCUUUGUUGAUUAUAAAUAUAGUUCGAAAUUCACACAGCAGCAGCAGCAGCAACAACAACAGCAACAGCAAACUCAAUAUGAUAGAGAGUCUGGAAUUGGUUUUACACAAAAUAAUAAUAAUGAUAGUAAUUACAGACCAAUGUUGCCAAGAGAAGUUUGGAUUCUCAUUCUCGGAUACUUGACGGAAGCCGACUUGUCUAACAUAUCGUAUGUCGAUGUUUUCCUCUAUAAUUUGUCGCAAGACAAUUUUUUGUGGAAACCACUUUAUUUGAAAAAAUGGAAUGUCGUUACGCUACCGCAUCGAAAUCGUUUGAUGGUCGAUCCCACCGACUACAACUGCAUGUCGAUUCGCGCCAAUUGUUUGUCGAGCCAGCCGACUUCCUAUCGUGUUAAUAUUGUAUUCCGCUACUUUUAUCGUGAUUGGAUAUCAAAGCAAAACGAUGAGGUUGCCAUUCGUCCCAUCAAUCUACACAUCAAGGGAUCGGCAUGGUGGAAGAAACUCUUGCUUGGUGGCGCAGACAUCAACAACAUCACCAUUGUCAAUCUAACAAUAAUGAUGGCACGUGGUUGGAUGUCUGUAUUCUUCAAUGGAUUACAACAAAAUGAUAAUUUUGAAUCGAUUCAUAUUGAUCCUAUAAAUAAUAAUGAUAAUGAUAAUAAUAUUAAUAACAAUAAUAAUAAUAAUUUCACAAGUAAUUCAAUUAAAUUACUUGAGAAUAGAUUAAUGGACUCUAUUGAUAUGUGCAAUAGAGAUGACGAUUACUCAUUGAUCUAUUCGUUUUUGAUAUCGUUACUUCACCUACAGGAAUAUCUGAUAUUUAAUGGCGAAGAAACACCUUCUUUUGUUGGUGUAGCAAACAACAACAACAACAACAACAAUAGUGCACGUACAGCAUCAACAAUCAAUAAUAACGAUAGAAUGUCGACAGCACAUUUCGCAUCCAAACCAGAUUUCGACGAAUCAGCAUUCGCAGUACCAAGUACUCUAACAAGAUGUCCACUUUGUAAUGUUGUCAACAGUUCUAAUCCAACUCUCUGUGACGAUCAGAUGAACAAAGUAGCAAAAAGAUGUUAUUCAUUUUUGCAUCCAUCAUUCUUAACAACAAGUGAACAACAACAAUAA
Molecule: messenger RNA, 1146 nt
Organism: Heterostelium album PN500
Lineage: Eukaryota; Evosea; Eumycetozoa; Acytosteliales; Acytosteliaceae
Exons: 2
Coding region: 1-1146 (381 amino acids)
Molecular function (GO): protein binding
Source: RefSeq, a predicted model, not a curated record